Messenger RNA from Pseudo-nitzschia multistriata, 4348 nucleotides. Lineage: Eukaryota; Bacillariophyta; Bacillariophyceae; Bacillariales; Bacillariaceae. The record is from the annotation of a GenBank genome assembly.
CUCUAACGACACCAAGUAACAUUUUCGGCAUCAAUUUUAUUUCCAUCGUGGUCAACUUUCCGUGCUCGUCGACAACCAUCAUCUUCGAGGGCAUUCCUGUCGCUUGGAUCACAUGAGGAAAAUGAGAAAUAUGCUGGCACCGAAACGAAAACUCCAGCCUUGGCUUUGUAUGAUGAUUGUCAUUCAACUAUCUCUGAGACAAAAAUCGGUUGGCUCCUGGCACAUUAUUCCGAGAACGAUUAAGCAAGGUAUCAAUCGGCAGCUACUGUCACCGCCUCGCUACAUCCCGUGUGGCAGGAACACAAACCCCUGCUUGCGAUCGACCACGGCCUUAAUGUAUACGGUAGAAACCGGUAUGCAGAAUGCCACGGCCCCGUUUGUGACCGCUCCUACCGCUACUCUUAUCAAAGAAGCACAAACACUCUCGCAAACUAAAACUCCCUUACCUCCGUCCUUUGAGGUCACUUCCGCUUACCUUCCUACCGGUGAUCAACCCGAAGCCAUUGAUCGUCUCGUGGAACAGGUACAACGAGGAGACAAAUACAGCGUUCUGCGAGGAAUCACUGGAACAGGAAAAACGUUUGUAAUGGCCCAUACCCUUGCGAGAUGCAACCGUCCAGCUCUAAUCCUUUGCCACAACAAAACUCUAGCAGCACAAUUGGCAAGAGAAUUGCGUUCUUUGCUUCAAAAGAACCAGGUUCAUCUAUUUGUGAGUUACUACAAUCAUUAUGUUCCUGAAUCCUAUAACGAAAAAAUUGGGAAGUUCACUUCGAAGAAAUCGAGCAUCAGCAAGGAACUAAAUGCUCUACGGCAUUUGACGACAAGAGCACUCGUUGAGCAUUCCGAUACUGUGAUCGUAGCCUCGAUCAGUUGUAUUUAUGGGUUGGGUCUUCCUGCUUCGUAUCUGGAUUCAGCCUUCACAUGGGAGGUUGGUGGAGGGGCCCAAUACUCGGAAGAGGAAAUUAUUGGUAUGUUGCAGGGGGGCAUGUACACAAGCAAAGAAAAUGAGGACAACGAGUGGUUGGAGCUUUCUGAUACUACGAGUUUGGAACACGGCGAAUAUCACAUGUCCCGUUCGUCGAUUGAUGGAGCUUUGUCGGUCAUAUUGUGGCCCCCCACCGAGCCUUCGGCAAUCAGAGUCCAUUUUAAUGUGACCAAAACCAACAAGGAGAAUCUGUCGUAUUCAAUUGGUUCUAUAGACACCAUUUGUCCAAAUGAUGAUGACAACACAUUCAGGAUGGAAAGCGUCACGAUCUUUCCUGCCAGGCACCACUCGACUGGUUCGGACGAGGAACGAUUUGAGGAGUCUCUUUCGAGGAUACAAGAAGAGCUUUCGAACCAAGUAAAAAACUUUAACGCAGAAUCAAAAUUUGUGGAAGCGGAUCGAUUGUCUCGGCGUGUUAGCGAAGAUCUCAUGUUGCUGAGAGAAACAAGGAACUGCAAUGGAAUUGAAAACUACAGCCGACAUUUGGCUUUGAGGAACGAAGGAGCUGCACCGGACACGCUGCUUGACUAUUUUGGCUCUCAAAACUUUUUACUGUUUGUCGAUGAAUCCCAUGUGGCACUCCCUCAAUUGGCUGCAAUGUAUCGUGGUGAUAAGGCACGAAAAAAAAUGUUGGUCAAACAUGGAUACCGGCUCCCGUCGGCAUUAGACAAUCGCCCCCUGAAAGAAGACGAAUUCUGGGAUCGAGUGACUCAAACAGUGUUUGUCUCAGCGACUCCCAGCAAGAAAGAAUUGGAUCUUAUAUCGAAUAUUCACGAGAACACACCCAUUGAUAUGACAAUUCGACCAACCUUUGUGUGCGAUCCUCCGAUCGACAUUCGACCGACCGGAAACCAGCUCGAGGAUCUUGUCGCGGAAGUGAAAAAAAGAAUUGAAAGGAAAGAGAGAUCAUUGGCAAUGACUUUGACCAAAAGGGACGCAGAAGAUUUGUCAAGUUUUUUAAUCGAACAAGGUAUACCUUCAACGUAUAUUCAUUCCGGACUAAAAACACGCGAACGCUCUGAUGCACUGAAAUCUCUCCAGCUUGGCAAAAUCGAUUGCCUUGUGGGGGUGAAUCUUCUCCGAGAAGGCCUUGAUUUACCAGAGGUAUCUCUCGUUGCUAUUUUAAAUGCUGAUGUAGAAGGAUUCUUGCGAUCCGAAACGGCUCUGCUCCAAACCAUUGGCCGAGCCGCCCGGAACCAGAACGGCAGAGCUAUUCUUUAUGCUGACCGCAUUACUGAUAGCAUGGAGAAGUGCGUCUCGUCUACCAGAAGGAGAAGGGAAAUUCAGCUCGCAUACAACAAAGAAAAUUGUAAGGAAGUUAGAUCGGCGAAAGGAUCUUCUUUUUUACCAAUAUUUGAUUUGCUCAGUGACAAAAUAAAGGAGGAGACAGCUUUGGAUGAAGAGUCGUCGACUUCAGAGCCAAUGACAGCUUCAGCAGCUGGUUACAGGAAAGGAGAGUCUACCGUUCAUGUAUUGCGAAAUAUGGAUUUAAAUAGGCUACCAAAGAAACCUGGUGUAUACUUCUGGAAAGACAGAGAUUCGAAUAUUUUAUACAUUGGCAAAGCGAAACAAUUGAGACAAAGGAUUAUGUCCUAUGUGAGACCAAGGGCCAAACAUGGAUCUAGAAUAAAGGCGAUGCUUGCAAAGAGUGAAACAGUCGACUUUUUGAUCACCCCUUCGGAACGCGAUGCUUUACUGUUAGAAGCGAAUCUCAUCAAUCGUCACAAACCACCAUACAACGUGUUGCUCAAGGAUGACCAAUCAUAUCCAUACAUCUGUGCUUCCGUUGGAGACGAGUUGCCAGAAUUUAGAAUGGUUCCACGAAGGCAGGUUUACGGAGACGCCGGCACCUACAGAUACUUUGGUCCGUACCCAGAUUACAGUGAUAUAACAGCGAUUCUUGAAGGGAUUGAGGAGACUUACGGUCUUCGGUCGAUGCGUUUUAAGGCACGUUUUGGAGACUUUGAUAAGGAAGCAUACCAAGCCAGAUUUGAUGAAGCAUUUCGUGAGGUAUUCCAGACAAGCGAAGGUUCGCCUAUGGUUCCACUUUCGAAUAUGCGUCUGAAAGGAGAGGAAGCCUCAAUUAUUUUCGAUUCUGCGUACAACAAAUCAAGAGAUGUUGUUGUGGUCGUUGAAUCAGACCUUUUGUUGAAUGAAAUAAUUGUUCUAGUCCUACAGCUUCGGCAAGGGAUUGUUAUAGGUAGCUUUUCCUAUAUCUUCGAGUUUGGCAAAGGUCAUAUCAUGGAUAGAGAUCUCUCAGAAGCUAUAGAGGCCGUUCUUAUUGAACGUCAUUAUCGAUCGGGUGAAGCGCCACUAAGGGCUGGAUAUUCCUUCUUUCCCGACGAAAUUUUGGUACAACAUCCUAUUCGCAAUUUAAAGGAGCUAAAAGACGUUAUCAAGUUGUCAAGGGACAGUGUCGAAGUAGAAAGAAAGGACGCCAAAAUAUCAGUUCGAAAGCCGGCUGUGAGUGGAUCCAAGAAAAAAGUAGAUGCGAGGGUCAUAGAGUUCGCUCUGCAAAACGCAAAACAGGUAGCACGAGAACGAGAGACUAGACGACAUGGCGAUGCAUUGCUUACAUCAGUUGACGGGACAGCAGCUACAGAGCUAGCGAGUCUUCUAUCUCUUGAGGCAAAGCCUGAGAAAAUUGAAUGCUUUGAUAUAAGUCACCUGCAAGGAGAAGCCGCGGUCGGUUCACGAGUUGUGUUUAAUAAUGGAAGGCCACAACCACACCUUUAUCGUCGAUUCAAUGUGAAUACUGUUGCAGACACAAGGGAUGACUAUGCCAAUCUAGAAGAGGUUCUAGCUAGAAGAUUUCUUCGCGCAAGAUCUGUAAACUCGUUUGACCCUGUUGAUAAAGACGACCCUUGGGCAGUUCCCGAUGUUGUGGUAAUUGAUGGUGGGAAAGGUCAACUUGCUGCCGCUUUGCGGGGUAUGGCCAAGGCCCGGGUGUUUCCCUCCAACCUUUAUUCUAAUGAAACCAUGUACAAGGACGUUGAGUCAUCAAGUUGUCUCAAGAAUAAUAUCCCCCCGGUUUUUGUACCGGUGAUUGCCCUUGCGAAGCGCAAUGAAGAAUUGUUUGAACCGGGUUCUAGAUAUUCAAUCAACGCAAAACCAGACUCCCCUGCACUGCUGCUUCUUCGUGCUUUGCGUGACGAAAGUCAUCGUUUCGCGGUGUCGUCACAUAAGAAACGACGAUCGAACAUGAACAAACUGUAACCCAUACUCAUUGUUUAUUCCUUUUACUCUUUUCCAGACUAGAACUACCUUAUGUCACUUUAGCCUGUCGAUAUCUCACUCGGGUUGGAACUAUUGCAGUCCUAAGCGCACCUCCAAACUAUGAGUGAAUGAACAUUUAUUUCAUGA